AUGUCUGUGCUGUGGCUGCUUCUGAGAAUCCUCGCCCUUCUUGACUCAUCAGAAAGUAGCAGCAGGGGAUGCUAUGGAGACAAGCAGACCCUGGACACGCCUGCGGCAUCUGGUAGGAUGCGGAGGCGUCCAGGCUCCAGCUUCUGCGUAGUUAUCACCUCACCGUCUGCCUUGCCCUCCUCCUCUUCCUCUUUCUCUUGGCAGGUGACUCAUUCUGGAGUUUGUGCUUCUGAAAGACAGGCUGUAACAGACAUGCCAAACCUCCUGAGAUGUCAACCCAUGAUGUGUCCAGUCUGCCAAGAACACCACAUGGACCCUGCUGUCAUGGCUGGUGUCUCAGCCAGGGAAUCUCACAGUGGCAACGUCUUGGUCAACAUGGACAGUGUGACUCAUGAGCAUGAGUCAGGGUGGUGCAUGACUUCAUCAGUCAUGACGUGUCACAACUCCAGGGGACCACUUCACAUUAUUGUUGCUGAUGACAACCCUGGAGCAUGGACCUUGGACGUGAUGCCCCACAUCCUCAGCAAGGCCCAGGUGUUCCACAUGGCUGAGGUCCUGAUUGUUAGAAUCAGAGAAAUCCAGAGGAAGUGUCCAAUCUGGACCCCUGACCAGUAUCUGAAAGGUGGCUUCUGUGCCUACAAGGGAGGUGGUGGCAACAUCAGAAGCAGCCAGGACCUGAACUGUGACUUUGGCAAUGAUGUCCUUGCACGAAUCAAAUACUUCAAGAGACAGGGCUUCUAA
Phacochoerus africanus (Common warthog) is the source of this 741-nucleotide messenger RNA. It is a transcript of the gene LYG1, whose product is annotated as lysozyme g1. The record is from RefSeq and is a predicted model, not a curated record. NCBI's taxonomy places the organism in Eukaryota, Metazoa, Chordata, Mammalia, Artiodactyla, Suidae.